GUAUUGAUGUAUUUAUAAAUAGCGUGUUAUUGGUUAGAUAGUAGGCCUAUAUGUCACAUGUACAUUGUUUGUCAUAUGAUAUCCGCCGUACAAUCACAAACAGAUUAGACAACGAAUGUUCUUUUUUUUUUACAAAUAUUCGGCCCUCAAGAUGGAGUGGAAGUCAUUAGCUCUGUUCGCGGCUUGCAUUGUUUGUAUACAUGCAAACUAUAAGAUAGCUGCUGGAAAAUCAGCUUGCUACAAACCAUCGCCAGAUUAUAAACCACUAAAAACUUAUCCACGUCCACAUGAAUAUAUGAAUCUAGAUGAUUUACCAGCCUCAUUAGAUUGGAGAAACAGGAAUGGUGUUAACUAUGCUAGUACAACUAGAAAUCAACACAUUCCACAAUAUUGUGGUGGUUGUUGGGCUAUGGGAUCUACUAGUGCUAUCGCCGAUCGUAUUAAUAUAAAAAGAAAUGGAAGUUGGCCGCUAGCAUAUUUAUCUGUACAGCAUGUUAUUGAUUGUGCUAAUGCCGGUAGUUGUGCUGAAGGUGGUGAUGACGGUCCUGUAUAUGAUUAUGCUAACAAGCAUGGUAUACCUGAUGAAACGUGUAAUAAUUACCAAGCUACAGAUCAAAAAUGUGACACAUUUAACGAAUGUGGUACGUGUACAACCUUUGGUGAGUGUGAAACUCUAAAAAAUUAUACCCUAUGGAGAGUUGGCGAUCAUGGAAAAGUCAAACAUCGUCAAAACAUGAUGGCUGAAAUUUAUACAAAUGGACCAAUUAGUUGUGGUGUCAUGGCCACAGAUGGAUUAGAAAAAUAUCGUGGUGGAGUGUUUUCGGAACAUCAUUUCUUUCCUAUGAUAAAUCAUGUUGUAUCGGUAGCUGGAUGGGGUGUUGAUUCUAAGAUGGGUGAAUAUUGGAUUGUUAGAAACUCUUGGGGAGAACCAUGGGGUGAACGAGGAUGGUUCCGUAUUGUAACUAGUGCUGGUCUAGGAGGUAAAGGUGAAAGUUAUAAUCUAGGUAUAGAAACACAAUGUGCUUAUGCUGAUGUUAUUGUCCCUAUUGCUUAAAUAUUACGUAAUGUAAAAGCAAAAUUUGUAUAUAGAAGUUUAUACAAAGGAUGUACAUUAUUUUAUAAUUGUGUAAUUUAUUUUGUUACUUAUGGAAUUUAAUAUAUAUUUUUUUUAUGUUUAAAAUGUUUUUAUACAGUCGUGUGUGUACGCACAAUUUACAUAAAAAUGGGUACCGACGACUACCUCAAACCCGUACCUGUCUGAUUAAAUUCUCAUAAGCAACGUG
Patella vulgata (common limpet) is the source of this 1283-nucleotide messenger RNA. RefSeq names its product cathepsin Z-like. The transcript has 7 exons. Gene Ontology annotation, cellular component: lysosome. Gene Ontology annotation, molecular function: cysteine-type endopeptidase activity. Lineage: Eukaryota; Metazoa; Mollusca; Gastropoda; Patellidae. The coding region runs from base 116 to 1054 and encodes 312 amino acids. The record is from RefSeq and is a predicted model, not a curated record.